Molecule: messenger RNA, 570 nt
Organism: Cooperia oncophora
Lineage: Eukaryota; Metazoa; Nematoda; Chromadorea; Rhabditida; Trichostrongylidae
Source: the annotation of a GenBank genome assembly
CAUUUUCAGUUUUCUUCUUGUCGAUCAACAGUUGACUACCGUAACUGGAGUAAUUACGAACGUUAUCAGUGCUAUUCUCACAAUGCUCGUCAUCUGUGUGCUUAUGGUAUUCCUGAUCAUCCUGAUCACCUACAGCUUUUCGUGCCUCGACCGCUUUCGGCUACCUGCAUCGCAGUGUCGAUACUGUCCAUCAAUUUGGGAGUCGUCGGAGCACUUUCAGCUGCGGGCAUUCGACUGGACAUUAUCUCAAUGAUCACCAUAGUGAUGAGUAUUGGAUUCUCUGUUGAUUAUGUGACUCACACAACCUUUCAUUUCAUUGUUCAACGCCACGACCGGCUCAAGAAAUGCCUGGGUGUGAUGACGGAACCAAUACUGCAGGCAGCUCUGUCCACAGUGGUAGGCGUGGCACUGCUAGCACUCGUUCCAUCCUACAUUGUACGAACUUUCGUGAUGACUGUGUUCGCAGUCGUUGUCAUUGGGGUCCUGCACGGACUACUUUUCGUCCCAGUGCUGCUUGCAGUCAUGGUCGGUUUCCUUUCUUUACUUUGGAUGUUUCUAACUUGUUGCUAG